Messenger RNA from Fundulus heteroclitus (mummichog), 518 nucleotides. It is a transcript of the gene uqcr10, whose product is annotated as cytochrome b-c1 complex subunit 9. Gene Ontology annotation, biological process: mitochondrial electron transport, ubiquinol to cytochrome c. The transcript is spliced from 2 exons. The coding region runs from base 38 to 229 and encodes 63 amino acids. The record is from RefSeq and is a predicted model, not a curated record. Lineage: Eukaryota; Metazoa; Chordata; Actinopteri; Cyprinodontiformes; Fundulidae.
GCUUCCGGUCCUGCGCAGUGCACAUUACACCGACGACAUGGCGCUGGCUAAGACCGUCUACAAUCUCCUCUUCAGGAGGACGUCCACCUUCGCCGUGACCAUCAUGGUCGGAGCUGUCUUUUUCGAGCGGGUAUUUGACCAAGGCGGUGACGCGAUUUUCGAGCAGAUGAACCGCGGGAAACUAUGGAAACACAUCAAACACAACUAUGAGAAUAAAGAGGAAGAGUAGGACGCCACCCGGGGUCAUAUAAGGCUGCAGUGCGGAUGUGUUGCCCGGCUUCCAUCACCAUUUGCUCCUUGAUUCUACACCUGAAUGAAGCAGCUGUCAUCUUGGACAAUGUUCCCCACCUAAGACAUACCCAGGCUGGAGCAGGCUGUGAGAGGACCUGUUGGAGCGGACAGGCUGUCCCGACCACCGGGGAGAUGGAUCAAAGCUCGUCCUUUACAUUGCAGAUAUUCUAACGCUGUCGUUGUCUUCUGAUUGUAAAUUGUUAUAUUAAACAUGUCUCGAUGCCCUA